Polyodon spathula (Mississippi paddlefish) is the source of this 1491-nucleotide messenger RNA. RefSeq names its product stromal membrane-associated protein 1-like. The transcript is spliced from 10 exons. Gene Ontology annotation, molecular function: GTPase activator activity. Lineage: Eukaryota; Metazoa; Chordata; Actinopteri; Acipenseriformes; Polyodontidae. Bases 96 to 1166 code for a protein of 356 amino acids. Gene Ontology annotation, biological process: regulation of clathrin-dependent endocytosis. The record is from RefSeq and is a predicted model, not a curated record.
CUGGAAUCCAUCGAAAUCUUGGCGUUCACAUAUCACGGGUCAAGUCAGUGAAUCUGGACCAGUGGACACAAGAACAAAUACAGAGCGUUCAGGACAUGGGAAACACCAAGGCAAGAAAGCUGUAUGAAGCCAAUCUUCCAGAUAACUUCAGAAGACCACAGACAGACCAAGCAGUGGAAUUUUUCAUCAGGGAUAAAUAUGACAAGAAGAAGUACUAUGAUAAAAGUGGCUUAAAUGGGACUACAACAUCUUCUGAUUCUGUUCUGCCCUCAACAUCCUCUCCUUCCUUACAAGCGGCAGCUGAGAAAAACAAGUUGGAGAAAGAAAAGGAGAAAAAGGAGGAAAAGAAGAAAGAAAAGGAAUCCGAGAGAGUAAAAAAGCCAGCUUCUUUUGAUGCACUAAAAACCCUACAGAAGAAGGAAGAGAAGCAGGUAGAUAGCAGAUCGAGUCCUCUGAAAACUGCAGAACCUGCUAUUGAUCUUUUAGGACUAGAUGCUCCAGCUGUUGCUAAUGGAAGAAGCACCACAACUAAUGCACCUUUGAGUGAUGAUCUGGAUAUCUUCGGUCCUAUGAUUUCAAACCCACUUCCAUCUUCUACCACACCAUUUCCUCAGGCCACUUCCAGUAAACCAGCAGCUACCACCUCUGCUGCAGUGUCAGGGGAUCUGGAUCUGUUUACUAAGGCACCCGCCAAAUCAGAGGAGUCAGCAAAGAAGCCCCUCUCUAAGGACUCUAUAUUAUCACUUUACAGCACUGGGAGUAUGCAGCAGCAGACAGCUCCUGGUUUCUCCAAUAUGGGAGCCCCUGUGCCUGCUUCCACUGGUAUGAUGGGACCUGUGAUGGGACAGAAUGCAGGGAUGAUGGUUGGCAUGGCGAUGCCUAACGGAUAUAUGGGCAACGCACAAACUGGAGCUAUGGGACAGCCCCAGAAUGUCAUGGGACCACAGGGCGGAAUGCCUGGAAAUGUGACCAAUCCUCAAAACGUGUAUGGCAUGCAGGCAAAUCAGCAGGGACAGUGGAACCCGAGUCAGAUGAAUCAGCAGAUGGCUGGAAUGAAUCUGGUUGGUCCCAGUCCCAUGAUGGGCUUUGGGCAGCCUGCAAACACAAUGGGAAACUGGACAGGAAGCACCUCAGGCCAGACUCUCAGUACUCAGCUGUGGAAAUGAAAUGGCAGAAUCUGCUGUACCUGGAAUUCCUUGCUCUGCUGAAUACAGACUAUUUUACUUUAUCAAUGUACGAUUUUCUUGUUUCAAAUUGUUAAUAUUAUGGAGUUAGUCCACUCAGUCUGGUGCGUGUAUAUUGAUUGAGUAACUCGCUGGUUAAGUAUACAAACUGGCAGCUUGUCCAUUUUCACAUCACAAACCCAUUCUCUUAAAGCAUAUCAGUGAAAGGCUGCUGGACCAAUUACACAGUGUCUAAUAUAUCAUUACCAAAUCUAUAGUGAAUAAUAGUAUUUAAGUGACAAAGCGAUAUGGCUAUCAUGUUUGUGAA